CGAGGGCUGGGAGUGCGGAAGCGAGCUGACGUAGCCGGAAGAGGAAGUCUCAGUGUGUUGUGGCUGUGUUGUGGCAGCUGCCCUACGCUGCGGGCCGAGGGGAUAGGACCCCCAACCCGGGAAGGAUGGUGUGUGAAAAGUGUGAAAAGAAACUUGGUCGAGUUAUCACUCCAGACACAUGGAAAGACGGUGCCCGGAACACCACAGAGAGUGGUGGGAGGAAGUUGAACGAAAAUAAAGCUUUGACUUCAAAAAAAGCAAGGUUUGAUCCAUAUGGAAAAAAUAAGUUCUCCACUUGCAGAAUUUGUAAAAGUUCUGUACACCAGCCAGGUUCUCAUUACUGUCAAGGCUGUGCCUACAAAAAAGGCAUCUGUGCAAUGUGUGGCAAAAAGGUUUUGGAUACUAAAAAUUACAAACAGACUUCUGUCUAGAUAUGCUGAUGAAGAUUCUGACUCUCUAUGAUUAUACUUUGUGCUUCAACUUUUCAAAGCAUAACAUGGAUGUCCAUCUUACAAAAUAACCUGUUUGAAGAUGAAUGAUUCAGUCUGAAGCAGGGAAGUUGAUCAGUAUUGAUUUGUCCACUCUCACAAAGUUCUGAACAGUGCUGUGCACUGAUAUGACCAGUUUCCUGCCUUAGGUGGUUAUUGUUCUUGUAAGCAUUUUACUGAACUAGAUAAGAGACAAAGUUAAUGAAUAAGGUGUUCCCAACUUCUGUACACACUGUCUACUCAACACUAUCCAUGUAAUGAAAAGGUGUUCCUGACUUCUGUACGCACUGUCUACUCAACUUUAUCCAUAUAAUUCUUAUCCAGUCCAUGCAUUUUAUUUGUAGAUAUUGCAAAUGUGAAAUUACUGAUCCUUUGCUCUGACCUUGACAUCCAAACUUCAGAUUUCUCACUUAUUCACAAACGUCACAGGUCUUAGAAUGAGCAGCACCUUAGUUAAGUGCAUUUUCAUGAGGUAUAAAUGUUUGAGACCAUUAUUGCAGAAUGGUUCCUUAGUGACUAGUCCUGCCACAAGUCUAAGACUUUGCAUUUUUUAUUUAAAUUUGCUGUCAAUGCUAAAGUUUAGUUCCUUUCACAUGUGAUUGAGAGCUAUGGGGCCCAACUGUCCAUCCAGGUAAGCACUGAAGUUGAGAGACAUGCAUUCUAUCAGCAUUAUCUCAAACUCAAAUGAGGAUAAAUUUCUUCUAUUUUGGAAUGUUCUUUGAAGCAGGAAACAAAUCUUUCCUUAACAUCCCUCCCCUCCUGCCACUCCCUCAGAAAUAAAGCAAGCACCCUGGCCUUCCUGUGUCUUCACUGUAAACUGCUAGGAGACUGUUUUUGAGGUUUCAAAUGAAAGUUUUUCUUGUUGCCUUCUUAGGGUUGGACGUUCCACCUUUAAAACCCUCAGCCUACCCAGAGACCAAAAGCGUAUUCUCUGUUUCCAUCUGCAGGAUCUUAAAUAUACAUCACUGUAAUAUAAGAUAAUAAACAAUGAAAAACA
Molecule: messenger RNA, 1485 nt
Organism: Mastomys coucha (southern multimammate mouse)
Lineage: Eukaryota; Metazoa; Chordata; Mammalia; Rodentia; Muridae
Gene: Cript
Product: CXXC repeat containing interactor of PDZ3 domain
Exons: 5
Coding region: 126-431 (101 amino acids)
Biological process (GO): cytoplasmic microtubule organization
Cellular component (GO): dendrite
Molecular function (GO): PDZ domain binding; microtubule binding
Source: RefSeq, a predicted model, not a curated record